CAGCACUAGGCUGCAAUUCUGUGGGUCCCCUAAGGCAACUGAAGGGACUGGUGUUGGAAAACCUGUGGUUUUUUCUGUUUAAAAAUCUAUUUGUAACAAUCGGUUUUGAGGAGGUUUUUAUAAUACACAGACUUAGCCAGGUCUUCUGUGUUGUGCAGGGAAAAGUACGUUUUACCUUUACGGCUUCCAUUAUUCACAAGCCUUUGAAUGCUAACCCUGCUCAGGAAGAGGUCUGGUAUCUGUAGGGUUACCUGCUCAGCUAGUUACUCGCUUCCUUUUCCAUCCUAGUUCUUACAAUCUGUUCAUUACGUGGUUUUGCGUGGUGGAGUAGACCUGGUUCCUCUGGGUGCUCCUGCAGAAUGCUCCCUUUUAAACAUCCUUUUUCAAACAGAAACAGUAAAUAUUUUUUGAAAUCUAAUUUUCUCGCAGUUGUUAACGAUGGAAUUGCCCCACCAUGUAAAAUUCUUUUUCCACCUGAGAAAAUCUGCAUGGAUUGGCAACAGCCGCUGAAUGUUGGAGCUGGACUGCAGAAUCUGGGCAACACGUGUUACGUUAACGCUACUCUCCAGUGUUUGACGUACACACCUCCUCUGGCCAAUUACAUGCUGUCUCGUGAACACAGCAAGUCAUGUCACGAAAAAGGCUUCUGUGCGAUGUGUACAUUGGAAGCUCACAUUCACCAGGCCCUGUUUCUCUCUAAUAAUGCUAUCAAACCUGUAUCUGUCAUCAGAGAGCAUUUCCAUUACGGCAGUCAAGAGGACGCACACGAAUUCUUGUCCUUCACUGUUGAUGCUCUGCAGAAAGCUUGCUUGAAUGGAAGCACCACAUGGGAUCCAUCUUCUGAAGGCACCACACUUAUUUAUCAAAUAUUUGGAGGAUACCUAAGAUCCCAAGUAAAAUGCUUGAACUGCAAAGCCGUUUCUGAUGCAUAUGAACCGUUCCUCAGUAUUACGUUGGAUAUAAAGACCGUUACGUCUGUCACCAAGGCUCUGGAACAGUUUGUGAAACCUGAACAACUGGGCGGAGGAAACAGCUAUAAGUGUAGCAAGUGCGAAAACAUGGUUCCUGCCUCCAAGAGGUUCACAAUACAUCGCUCCUCCAAAGUUCUCAUCCUAUCGCUGAACAGAUUUGCAGAUUGUACUGGUGGCAAGAUCAACAAGCAUGUAGAAUACCCUGAAUAUUUGGAUCUUCGAGCAUAUAUGUCCCAAUCAACGGGAGAACCACUCGUGUAUUCUUUAUAUGCAGUUCUUGUUCAUUAUGGUUCCAACUGCAGUUCAGGACACUACAUCUGCUUCAUAAAGGCCGGCAACGGAUUUUGGUAUCAAAUGAAUGAUGCCAUAGUGGAGCGUUCUGAUAUCAAAACGGUUCUCAAUCAGCAAGCUUAUUUACUUUUUUAUAUCAGGCGCUACGAUUUGACACUUGGAGAAUGUGGUUUUUACUUACCAGCACCGUCUUAUCCCCUUUCAUUCCUUGGUCAGCGGGGGCCUAAUAGUAAGCAGGCUGGAUUUAUGGGACCACGAUUUCCUCCUCGUAUGAUUAAGGUAAUUUGCAGGGAGCAGAUAAUGGCACCAAAUUGACAAUGUUGUUUUCUUUUGAUGGGGGGGGGGUGGGGGGGAGGGUGUUGUUCUAUAGCAUCUGAAUUUUAUUUUCCCUCCCACACUGCAGCUUUCUUCACAACCAUCAUGCAACAGCCAGAAUUAUUCAAACAGUGGCUAAUCCUAAAUUGUGCAGCCACGCUACUUCAUUAUACUUCCAACUCAAAUUGCUUUCUA
Molecule: messenger RNA, 1772 nt
Organism: Neopsephotus bourkii (Bourke's parrot)
Lineage: Eukaryota; Metazoa; Chordata; Aves; Psittaciformes; Psittacidae
Product: ubiquitin carboxyl-terminal hydrolase 42-like
Exons: 10
Coding region: 360-1577 (405 amino acids)
Biological process (GO): protein deubiquitination; regulation of apoptotic process
Cellular component (GO): cytosol; nucleus
Molecular function (GO): cysteine-type deubiquitinase activity; cysteine-type endopeptidase activity
Source: RefSeq, a predicted model, not a curated record